GCCAGUUAUCGGCUUUGUGGGGGCUUGCGCUCAUCAUCACCCUGUCUGGAAAGUAUCGACGUCAAUUGAUUGAGUUGUACUGGAUGGGGCACUCGUAGCAUAGUGACCAUAUCGCGCGGCAUGUUUCUUUAGGUUAUGUUGCUGAUUAUAUAAAGACACAAGCGGUUCUCAAAUACGCGUGUCUCGUAGUAGAACAUUUGACCUUCAGUGUUGACUUCAAGGCAACCACCAUCAUGGUUUCAUUACCAAAGAUCUAUAAUGUUUAUUUCUUAGCCUGCGUGGCGACGAUGGGAGGAAUGCUCUUCGGGUUCGAUAUCUCGUCCAUGAGUGCGAUUAUUGGAACCAAUCAAUACCGGAACUACUUCGAUAAUCCCAACGGUCUAAUUCAAGGAGUCAUUGGGUCCUCAUUGGCUGCUGGCUCAGUCGUUGGAUCCAUAAUAUCUGGCUUUGUAUCCGAUAAGUUCGGUCGUCGCAAAGCGCUCUUCUUUGCUUGCCUCUGGUGGCUUCUGGGAACCUCUCUGCAGGUUGCUUGCAAUGGUCGUUCGAUGCUGAUCGCAGGCCGUGUGCUCAACGGAGUCACCGUCGGCAUCACUUCCUCUCAAGUUCCUGUGUACUUGGCCGAGAUCGCGAAACAUACCCAGCGUGGCGCCAUUCUUGUCAUUCAGCAAUUGGCCAUUGAAUGGGGUAUUCUCAUAAUGUAUUUCAUUGGCUACGGCUGCAAAUUUAUUGGCGACGAUAAUUCCACGGCAUCGUUCAGAACAGCUUGGGGAAUACAGUUCGUCCCAUGCGUUAUGUUCAUGCUCGGACUUCCAUUCCUACCCGAGUCGCCUCGUUGGUUGGCAGCUCAAGAUCGUCCAGAGGAAUCUAUCCGCAUACUUGCCCAAAUCCAGGCAAACGGAAACAUCGACGACCCCUAUGUCAUUGCGGAGUAUGAGGAGAUCAUGGCUACUCUGACUGCAGAGCGUGAAGCUCCGAAAGGUUGGAGGAAGUUCGUUUACAACGGCAUGUGGCGCAGAACACUGGCUGGUUUCAGUGUUCAGGCCUGGCAGCAACUGAGUGGUGCCAACAUCAUGACGUACUACGUUGUUUUCAUUUUCUACAUGGCCGGACUCGAGGGCGACGUUAACUUGAUCUCCGCGGGAGUUCAGUAUGCCCUAUUCAUCAUCUUCUCCAGCAUCAUGUUCUUCUUUGUCGACAAGAUCGGCCGACGGACUCUACUUUUCUGGGGAGCUGUUACCAUGGCCUUCUGUCACUUCGUUGUUGGUGGUGUUUUGGGCUUCCACUAUGAAUACGUUCCUGAGGGUGUUGCAGGAGACACAAACGUCGUGAUGAGGGUCUCAGGCGCGGCGUCUCACACUGUCAUCGCAUUCUCUUAUCUACUCAUUAUCAUCUAUGCCAUGACUCUGGCGCCUAUUUGCUGGGUCUACGCUGCCGAAGUCUGGUCCUUGGGAACUCGUGCACAUGGCAUGGGUAUUGCUGCGAUUGGCAAUUGGAUUUUCAAUUUCGCCAUUGGAAUUUUCAUCCCUCCAGCGUUCCUCAACAUUCGAUGGAGGGUAUUCAUCGUCUUCGGUACUCUUUGCUUGGCUGGCGCAAUCCAGUUCUGGUUCACAUACCCUGAGACAUGCGGAAAGACCCUGGAAGAGAUUGAAGUCUUGUUUAGUCCUGAUGGACCACGCCCUUGGAAGACCAAGAAGGGCCAUUCGAGGCUCGAAGAUGAGGUAGUUGCCGUCUCCCACGCGCAAGUCGAUGAUGAGAAAUUGAAGAAGAGAACUAGCGGCGAAGGUGUUAUUGCACAGGAGAAUAUUUCAGAGAAGGUUUGAUGUGCUCAGAAGCUUGAAGUAAUCCAAGUUUGAUGAUUGGUGUGUUGUCGACUAUGUUUGCACGAGCAGAGGCUAUACAAUUCCAAGUAUGUGAUAGCAGAUAAUGG
Molecule: messenger RNA, 1927 nt
Organism: Aaosphaeria arxii CBS 175.79
Lineage: Eukaryota; Fungi; Ascomycota; Dothideomycetes; Pleosporales
Product: general substrate transporter
Exons: 8
Coding region: 234-1820 (528 amino acids)
Biological process (GO): transmembrane transport; carbohydrate transport
Cellular component (GO): membrane
Molecular function (GO): carbohydrate:proton symporter activity
Source: RefSeq, a predicted model, not a curated record